Molecule: messenger RNA, 640 nt
Organism: Arachis ipaensis
Lineage: Eukaryota; Viridiplantae; Streptophyta; Magnoliopsida; Fabales; Fabaceae
Source: RefSeq, a predicted model, not a curated record
AAGUCUCUAACUCACACUCACCCUCCCUCCCUCCUCACAUUGCCGCCACACUCCUCACACACACAACACAAUACACACGGCAACACACCCACAAAAGAAAGAAAAGAAAGAGAGAAUGGAGAAGAAGGGAGAAGAGGGGAGGGAGCCGUGUCGCCACCGCACCCCGUCGCGCCCAGCUCGCCGCUGCGUCCUGCUGCAGCCGUCACCUGCGUCAUCGUCGAGGAGAGGGAUGUGUCGCACGAGGAAGACGGAGUUGCUGCUGUGUGUUGUCGCCGUCGUCGUUACUGCCCUGGCCGUCGAUGCUUCUCGUGGUCGUUUGUGGGUUGUCACCUCUUCUGCUUCUACUUUGCUGCUUCUGCGUCACGCCGUCGUCUGCUGUCCUACAUUUUCGAAUACCCAUUUCCUUCAUGCAGAUAUUUCUCUUUGGGGGCAUUACAAUCUGGAUGUCGCUGCUUCUGAAUUGUGCCGUGUCACUGGUUCUCUGCCUCCUCAUUGUGGCUCAACCUCUGUUUAGGAUGCUGCUACUCUAAAUUAUUGGAAGCUGGUCAUCACUAUUUGAAAAGAAUAAUGCAUCACAAUUGCCCUGUUUGCUUUGAGGUAUAAACUAUAAAGACUAUUCUUCUAUUAUGGUAAAAUCUUU